AUGGUUAUGAACAGUGAAUUGGAUUCAUCAUGCCGUCGUGCUCGAACUGCAUUCAGCCGUGAGCAGUUGACAGUUUUGGAAGAGGAGUUUGAUAAGAAAAUGUAUAUACAACCAUCACGUCGCCGGGAAUUGGCCGUCCAACUAAAAAUUUCGGAAUCAACAAUUAAGGUUUGGUUCCAAAACCGACGCAUGAAAGACAAACGCCAACGCCAGCUCAAUUGGCCAAUCGCAGCUGUUUACAACGAUCCAACAUUCGCUGCUUCGUUGCUUCAAGCAGCGGCCACUUCAGUCAGCAUGCCAUACUACGCUCCAACCCCGAUGAUCCCACAAAUGCCGGUGUUCCCUCCAGCAACGCAAAUCCCAUCGGCUGCCGUGAAUGCUUACGCAUACGGCUAUCGAUACUCUCCAUAUCAGAUUCCACAUCGGAACCCUGUCACCAUUCAAAGUCAGCUACAUUCGCCCGAUUCAUCGCCUUUAACAACGACACUCGAUAGAAUGGACUUUGCACAAUUGUUUCGGCCAUACGCAUAG
Sitodiplosis mosellana (orange wheat blossom midge) is the source of this 531-nucleotide messenger RNA. Its product is annotated as segmentation protein even-skipped-like. Gene Ontology annotation, molecular function: RNA polymerase II cis-regulatory region sequence-specific DNA binding; DNA-binding transcription factor activity, RNA polymerase II-specific. The record is from RefSeq and is a predicted model, not a curated record. Gene Ontology annotation, biological process: regulation of transcription by RNA polymerase II. NCBI's taxonomy places the organism in Eukaryota, Metazoa, Arthropoda, Insecta, Diptera, Cecidomyiidae. The transcript is spliced from 2 exons. The coding region runs from base 1 to 531 and encodes 176 amino acids. Gene Ontology annotation, cellular component: nucleus.